AUGCAUGAGGCCGGUGUGUUCGAGGACGCGAAGCUGAAGCUCGACGGGCAGUUUGAGGAACGGAAAGGACCUUUCUGGCUCUGGGCAAAAGUACGUGGUUUUCUGGCGGAUCUUUUCCAUGACAAUGUUCUGAAUAUCGAGAUUUCGAUUCGGCCCCAUGCGUAUGGACAGCGCCUUCAGCCGCGGAAGGUCAUGGAUGGGAGCCAAAAAGGCAGCGGCCGUUUCUGUCGACGCCGCACCACAGAUCAAACGGAGCUCGAACUGAUCGUCCCGUGUCUUGUUAGCCGCCAGCAUAGAGCAGAACGAUCGCCAGACCUCGAACACACCAUUCGCAGCCAAUUGGGCAUCGUUCUCCAUAAUCUCGGCCACGGUCCCAUGGCAGCCGCCCCGGGCCUUAUAGACGAGCAGACUGUGGCUACCGUCGCACCGAGACGUUCCAAUGGUCACCUAUGGACCUCAAUGAUUUCAAUGUUACCGAGUGAGAUUGUUCACGAACAGGCUAUCGCCGACGCGAACCGGACUUUCAGCUCAAUUUUUCAGCUCGCUCAGAACAGGGCAAAGACCAUCUCGUCUGAGGACUGGGCGCACGCCAGCUAUUCCUCUGGGCGGGCGGCCCACAAGCUGUAUGAGGGCCAUCAUGAUACUGGCGUGCGGGUGAUGGAGGAUGGCCGUCUCAAUAUCAGUCUCACACCGCACCAACCCUGGUUACAGCGGAUCGUCCGCCACACACAACAACACCCGUACCCGCGCGACUCGGUGCACCGCCAGCAAUCCUCCGCAUCGUUCAGGCCGAAUCCAGAAGAUGAAUAUUGCCCACUUCGAUUGAACAUCGUUAUUCAUGUUGUUGGCUCUCGGGGCGACAUUCAGCCGUUCCUCGCGAUCGGGAAACAGCUCAAGUCGCAUGGCCACCGCGUCCGGCUGGCAACACACCUCUCAUUCCGUGAAACAGUCGAAGACGAGGAUCUGGAGUUUUUUAACAUUGGAGGAGACCCGUCAGAGCUGAUGGCCUUUAUGGUGAAGAACCCGGGACUUAUGCCCGACUUGCGAACUAUUCGGAGCGGGGCGAUUCGCCUACGGCGGAGGGAGAUGAAGAGUAUUUUCUCAGGAUGUUGGCGGAGCUGCUAUGAGACUGGCGAUGGGACAGGGAUCGAUCACCACAUCAAAGACGAACCAGAUCCGUUGAGUGGUGACGAGGCUGUAGACCUCAGACGUUUGCCGUUUGUCGCAGAUGUCAUCAUCGCCAAUCCGCCAAGCUUUGCACAUCUCAGCUGCGCGGAGAAGCUGGGAGUUCCCUUGAAUAUGAUGUUUACGUACGUCUUCGCUCUCCCUAUCGUAUCGAUGAGCAGGCUAACUGCUUUCCCUCAUCCCCUGGCAAACGUACAAUCGCAAAGUACGAAACCGUCUGUUGCCAACUUCGCAUCGUAUGCUAUUGUUGAAAUUAUGAUGUGGGAGGGACUCGGAGAUCUGAUUAAUCGAUUUCGAAAGCGCGAACUCGGGUUGGACCCAUUGGAUGCUAUUCGCGCACCGAGCCUCGCCCACCGGUUGCAGGUGCCAUACACGUAUUUAUGGUCUCCCGCCCUGCUAGAAAAACCCCUCGACUGGGGCGACAACAUUGACGUGGUCGGCUUCUCAACCCUCCCCACAGCGCAAGACUACAAACCACCCCAGGACCUGCAAAGUUUCCUGGACGCCGGUCCCGCACCAGUAUAUAUCGGCUUCGGGUCAAUCGUCGUAGACGACUCCAAAGCACUAACGGAUAUCGUCUUCGAGGCCGUGGAGAAAGCCGGAGUACGCGCCGUGAUCUCCAAGGGCUGGGGUAACAUCGGAGCCAAUCACGCGGCGUCUGACUCGAUCAUGAUGAUUGACAAAUGCCCACAUGACUGGCUAUUUCAGCAUGUCAGCUGUGUCGUACAUCAUGGUGGUGCCGGCACGACAGCCGCAGGUUUAGCACUUGGCAAGCCCACAAUCGUUAUUCCAUUCUUCGGUGACCAGGCAUUCUGGGGCUCAAUUGUUUCGCGGGCCGGGGCCGGACCAGACCCGAUUCCGUGGAAGAGACUCACAGCGGAGAAGCUGGCGGAGGCGAUUGAGAUGGCGCUCAAAGACGAGACGAAAAGGAAGGCAGAAGAAAUUGGGGAGCAGAUGCGGUCCGAGCAGGGUGCUCGUAAUGCGGUUUGUAGCUUCUACCGUCAUCUUGACGCAGAGAGCCUACGGUGUUCGUUAUGUCCAAAUCGGCCGGCCGUGUGGUGGGUGAAACAUUUGCAUAUCAAGCUGAGUGCGUUUGCGGCGACGGUGCUCGUUGAGACGGGGCUUGUCAAACCACAUGAUCUUGUCCUGUACCGCUCAAAAGAAUACGAUACAAGCCGCGAUCCAAAAGGCCCCAUCACUGCCGGCGCAGAGGUGCUCUAUGGCGUCAUUACAGACUUCGUCGCUGCUAUGGCCACGAUGCCAGCGGAUAUGGCGGAGAUGUUUGGCGCGGACCACCGGCAUGGUCGGAUACGAAUGAAAAGGCACCCUAAGCAUGGCAGGAAGCCUCCGUCGCCGGUGCGGAAGUGGAAGAAGGAGCAUUAUGGGCAUCGCAACCCGGACUCGGGAGUCGGAUCGAACAGCUCCAGUCAGAGCGAUGGGCGAAUAGACAUUUCUGAAACCGAAACAGAGAAGAGCUCUACAGUUGCUGAUGACAGUGACGAGAAUAGUGAAACUGGCUCGGGUGAUUCCUCAUCGCGUACCGACAUUGCAGAUCUGGACUCUACGCUUAACCCAGAUGCGCAUAAUGACAGAAACAACAAUAACAACAUCGGGCUUACCGCCCAUCAGACACUGAGUCUAGAAGACACACUCCGCCGGCAGCAGACACGCGACAAAUCAAUCGACACCCAUGAACUUUUCAUGGAUGCUCGGUAUCAUCUCGCCCGAGCGGGAAAGCACAUCAUCGACUGGGUUCUCCUGAUCCCGACGGAUCUGACCUUGAGCUUUUCCAAGGGAUUCCACAAUGCGCCGAAACUUUAUCAUGAUCCAAUGGUUCAGGAGACGCCAACGGUUCGGGGCGUUAAAGGAGGGUUACGGGCUGCUGGGACGGAAUUUACACAAGAGUUAUACCAAGGCAUAACUGGGAUUUUGACGCAGCCCAAACAUGGACGGAAAGAGUCUGGGACGAAAGGGAUGCUGAAAGGCGUCGGCAAGGGCGCUGGGGGUGCUGUCCUCAAGCCAAUGGCAGGCCUCUGGGGCCUCGCCGGAUACCCGCUCGAAGGACUGCACAAGACGCUACGGAGCAGUCUAUCAAAGAGCAAGGUCCGAGACAUAUUGGCUUCACGCAUCCAGCAAGGUCUAGGCGAGAUGGUUGCCGCCAUGCCGGAAGAGCGGGCGGCGGUAAUCGAACGAUGGAACAAAAUGCAAGCGGAGAAAUCGAAUGAACGCGCAUGA
Molecule: messenger RNA, 3420 nt
Organism: Aspergillus nidulans FGSC A4
Lineage: Eukaryota; Fungi; Ascomycota; Eurotiomycetes; Eurotiales; Aspergillaceae
Product: putative UDP-glucose,sterol transferase
Exons: 9
Coding region: 1-3420 (1139 amino acids)
Biological process (GO): carbohydrate metabolic process
Cellular component (GO): endomembrane system
Molecular function (GO): UDP-glycosyltransferase activity; hexosyltransferase activity
Source: RefSeq, a predicted model, not a curated record